Messenger RNA from Seriola dumerili (greater amberjack), 1491 nucleotides. It is a transcript of the gene dntt, whose product is annotated as DNA nucleotidylexotransferase. Gene Ontology annotation, cellular component: nucleus. Gene Ontology annotation, biological process: double-strand break repair via nonhomologous end joining. Gene Ontology annotation, molecular function: DNA-directed DNA polymerase activity; DNA nucleotidylexotransferase activity; DNA binding. Bases 1 to 1491 code for a protein of 496 amino acids. The record is from RefSeq and is a predicted model, not a curated record. The transcript has 11 exons. Lineage: Eukaryota; Metazoa; Chordata; Actinopteri; Carangiformes; Carangidae.
AUGUUCCACACUCCCAUUGCGCCUCGUGUGAGGAAAAGGUCGAGACCAGUGGAAGCCGGCGCUCCAAGGCGUGAGGGGGUGAAGUUUGAGGAUGUCAGACUGUACCUGGUGGAGAGGAAAAUGGGCUGCAGCAGGAGAAGCUUUCUGACCCAACUGGCUAGGUCAAAGGGCUUUAUUGUGGAAGACAUCCUCAGCGAUGUGGUCACUCAUAUCGUGUCAGAGGACACCGAGGCUUCAUCUCUGUGGACAUGGCUCAAGGGGUGCGAGCUGAAGAAUCUACCCAGUGUGCACGUGUUGGACAUCAGCUGGUUCACUGACAGCAUGAGAGAGGGGAGACCUGUUGCUGUGGAGACCAGACAUCUCAUUCAGGACAUCUUGCCCACAUUUCCAGGAGGUCCUACAGCCACAGUUUCUCAAUACGCCUGCCAGAGACGGACAACCACAGAAAACAAUAACAAGAUUUUCACAGAAGCGUUUGAAGUUUUGGCAGAGAGCUAUGAAUUCAACGAGAUCGAGGGUCCGUGUCUGGCGUUCAGGAGAGCCGGAUCUGUCCUGAAGAGUCUGACCUUUGAGGUGCGGAGUCUGGGGGACACUCAGGAUCUGCCCUGCCUGGGGGAACAUACUAAGGAACUCAUAGAGGAGAUCCUUCGAUAUGGCCGCUCGUUUGAAGUUGAGAAAAUACUCUCUGAUGAAAGGUAUCAAACACUAAAGCUGUUCACGAGUGUGUUUGGGGUUGGACCUAAGACGGCUGAGAAGUGGUACCGCAGAGGGCUGCGCUCAUUCAGCGACGUUCUCACAGAGCCCAGCAUUCAACUAAACCGGAUGCAACAAACUGGUUUUCUGCAUUAUGAAGACAUCUCCAGGGCUGUCAGUAAAGCAGAGGCCCGGGCCCUGGGGAACAUUAUUGACGAAGCUGUCCAUGCGAUCACACUGGACGCCGUAAUAUCUCUGACAGGUGGCUUUCGCAGGGGGAAGGAGUUUGGCCAUGAUGUGGAUUUCAUUGUGACCACGCCAGAGCUGGGGAGGGAGAGGAGUCUACUACCUGAUGUUACUGAUCGACUGGAACAACAAGGCAUUUUGCUGUACUGUGACUACCAGGCCUCCACCUUUGAUAUGUCCAAGCUUCCCUGCCACAGGUUUGAGGCUAUGGACCACUUUGCAAAGUGCUUCCUGAUCUUGCGGCUGGAAGCAAGCAAAGUGGAGGGAGGUCUCAACAGUACCGAGGAGGACAGCAGGGGCUGGCGGGCGGUGCGCGUGGACUUGGUGUCGCCACCUAUGGAUCGUUACGCCUUCGCUCUUCUGGGCUGGACCGGAUCCAGGCAGUUUGAGAGAGACCUGAGGAGGUUUGCUCGAUUAGAGCGGCGGAUGCUUUUGGACAACCACAUCCUGUACGACAAAACCAAGAAAGAGUUCCUGGCAGCUACGACUGAAAAGGACAUCUUUGCCCAUCUGGGUCUCGAGUACAUCGAGCCUUGGCAGAGAAAUGCGUAG